UAUGCGACCAAAUAAGUAGCGAGAUGGGUGUUGAUAUCUGGAGCAGGGUAUAUCAGCAAAUAUGGAAGAACGAUUUCUUAACACAGUUGCUGCUGCCUCUAACAAUGAAGAAUCACACGGCAUUAGAAUAUCAAAAAGGAAUGCGCCACCUUCUCACUACACGUUAAAGAUUGAGUCAUUCUCACAAUUGUGUAAAAUACUCAAGAAGACUGGACUUGAGAAGUACGAAUCUGAUGUUUUUGAAUCCGGCGGCUACAAAUGGAAAUUGGUGUUGUAUCCUUCUGGAAAUGUGAAAAGAGGUGGGAAUGAUCACAUCUCUCUCUACGUAGCAAUUGCUGAGGAAAAUGCAAUUCCUCCUGGAUCCCAACAAUUAUCAAAUGCUCACAAAGGAAAUAGAUUAGACCAUUUGACAGGACUGGAUUUAUUAUUAUCUUUUUCUGUUGAUGCAGAUAAUAAAAUGAGGCGUUACCAUUCGCUGAAGACUGAAAAUGGUUUUGACCAACUAAUCUCACUCAAGAUGUUCAAUGAUUCUUCUAAUGGAUAUGUUGAUGAUGAUUGCUGCGUUUUCGGAACAGAGAUUCAUGUUAUUAAGUGUGAAGGCAAAGGGGAGAGAUUUUCCAUUGUAGAAGAACCUGAUGAUGGUACCUUUACAUGGAUGAUUGAGAAAUUCUCCACAUUGCAAAAAACUCGCAAUCGUUCAGAGGAAUUUUCUCUUGCAAAUCAUAAGUGGCGCUUGCUGUUAUAUCCCAAAGGAGAUUCAAUGGCAAGAGGCAAAAGUGUGUCACUCUUUUUAGAAUUACUUAACAACAGUGCUCAUCCUCAUCAAAGAGUGUAUACAGAAUAUAAGCUGACAGUAAAAGAUCAGGUCCGGGAAAGCCAUCAUGAGAUUAAGGGAAGUGAUUGGUUUAACAGCAAAUCAGGCGAUGAUUGCUGGGGAUGUUCUGAGUUCAUGCCGCUUAAUGAUAUUUAUAAUGCAUCAAAGGGAUUUCUAGUGGAUGAUACAUUGAUUGUUGAAGCACAAAUUUCCCUCCUCGCAGAUGUUGGGGGAAUUUACCGUACAAGGGUGAGUUAG
Messenger RNA from Hevea brasiliensis (rubber tree), 1072 nucleotides. RefSeq lists its product as uncharacterized. The transcript is spliced from 7 exons. NCBI's taxonomy places the organism in Eukaryota, Viridiplantae, Streptophyta, Magnoliopsida, Malpighiales, Euphorbiaceae. The record is from RefSeq and is a predicted model, not a curated record. Gene Ontology annotation, molecular function: protein binding. The coding region runs from base 62 to 1072 and encodes 336 amino acids.